GUAAAACACGUGUUUGUCCUGUGCAACGUUAUCGAGCUCCACUCGCAAAGUUAUACCAGUUCUGUUUCGCUUUUCUUUCCUAACUUUUUGUACUAGCUCUCGGUCUCCGUUUUUUCCAGUAUUUUAGCUUAAUCAUGGGGAACGGCGCUAAAGCUGCACAAAAGCGUGAACGCAAUGCUGGAAAAAAUGCAGACAAAGGGCCUACAAGUAAGACCAAGGUUAAUGAAGCGGCGAAGAAUAUUGUUUGCCAGACUUGCAGACAGACCUUCCUGCUCACCACCCGUGCACCAGCACUAGAGGAGCACGCCCAGAACAAGCACUCAAAAACACUGGCAGAAUGUUUCCCGAACUUUACCAAGUAGGAUGCGUCCGAUACAUGUUUGUCUAAUGUGUGGGUGAAUGGAUGUGCACCAAUGCAUUACGUUGUAGAACAAGUCGAAACUCUGAAAAAAAGUAAGCGAGGUGAGAAAG
Suillus fuscotomentosus is the source of this 471-nucleotide messenger RNA. Its product is annotated as At2g23090 like protein. The record is from RefSeq and is a predicted model, not a curated record. The coding region runs from base 135 to 362 and encodes 75 amino acids. The transcript has 4 exons. Lineage: Eukaryota; Fungi; Basidiomycota; Agaricomycetes; Boletales; Suillaceae.